AUGACCUUGCUGGCAGAUCUCGAGGCGGCCUCGGUCGUGCUUCGCCGCAGCAUUGCCGUGUCCUGCACGGAAGAAAUCUCCUCCAGCCCGUCAAGGACAGACAUCCCCGUCCUCCUCCCGCCUCCCGGGGUCCCCCACGACGAGACCGGCGUUGGCGAGGACGACAUGGGCAAGAAUGGCCCCAACACCAUCAACUGCAUCAACACCAAGACCAACAACGUUCCGAGCGGUCACGAGCGGCGCAUCAAGGUCGUCGACACCAUCGUGUCCGAGGGCAACUGCAACGGGCAGGCUGUCCCCGUCGGCUGGCCGUCAUGCGCAAGCAAGCCCACGGCGAGCUAA
This is a messenger RNA of Metarhizium album ARSEF 1941, 342 nucleotides long. RefSeq lists its product as uncharacterized. The transcript has 2 exons. The record is from RefSeq and is a predicted model, not a curated record. NCBI's taxonomy places the organism in Eukaryota, Fungi, Ascomycota, Sordariomycetes, Hypocreales, Clavicipitaceae. The coding region runs from base 1 to 342 and encodes 113 amino acids.